Homarus americanus (American lobster) is the source of this 5405-nucleotide messenger RNA. Its product is annotated as probable ATP-dependent RNA helicase DDX43. Lineage: Eukaryota; Metazoa; Arthropoda; Malacostraca; Decapoda; Nephropidae. The record is from RefSeq and is a predicted model, not a curated record. Gene Ontology annotation, molecular function: RNA helicase activity; RNA binding; ATP binding. The transcript is spliced from 12 exons. Bases 6 to 2231 code for a protein of 741 amino acids.
GCAAGAUGGAUCGAAGACAAGGUGGCGCUGAUGAUUGGGAAUGCUGGAACAACGAAGAUGGCUUCAACAAUCAAGAUCAGUGGAACAACCAAGAAGGCUUCAACAAUCGGGAUCGUCGGAACAACCUAGAUGGCUUCAACAAUCAGGAUCGUCGGAACAACCUAGAUGGCUUCAACAAUCGGGAUCGUCGAAACAACCAAGAUGGCUUCAACAAUCAGGAUCGUCGGAACAACCAAGAUGGCUUCAACAAUCGGGAUCGUCGGAACAACCAAGAUGGCUUCAACAAUCGGGAUCGUCGGAACAACCAAGAUGGCUUCAACAAUCGGGAUCGUCGGAACAACCAAGAUGGCUUCAACAAUCGGGAUCGUCGGAACAACCAAGAUGGCUUCAACAAUCGGGAUCGUCGGAACAACCAAGAAGGUUUCAACAAUCGGGAUCGCCGGAACAACCAAGAUGGCUUCAACAAUUGGGAUCGUCGGAACAACCAAGAUGGCUUCAACAAUCGGGAUCGCCGGAACAAUCAAGAUGGUUUUAACUACCGAGACUACAACAAUGGCCAAGGCAAUAAGGGCUGUGACUACAAAAGAGAAUACAACAAUCAGAAUCAAGCCACUAACAGUAACUGGGAUCAUGAACAGAGGAAAUGUUUAGAGAAGAAUUGGGAAUGUACGGUUUGUCAAUUUUCAAACUACCCUACCAGAACCACUUGCUAUAAAUGCAAAAAUUGUAAAGAGUUCAGACCAUCAACUAGUACUGACAACAAAGCCCAAGAAUGGAAACCAAUUGAUUGGGAUGCAUUUCAUAACAGAAGCGAGAGGAUUGAAAAGGAACGUUGGGCUGUUCAACCACCUAUAGAGAAGAAUUUGUAUAUUGAAGACCCUGAAAUAGCUAACAUGAGUUAUGCAGAAGUGCAGAGGUUCAGGGAGAAGAACUUUAAGAUGACAGCACACUUUGAUGAAGGUGGGUCUGAUAAGAUUAUACCAAAUCCUGUGGUCACCUUCAAGCAAGCUUUUGGACCAUAUCCUAAAAUGUUGGCAGAAAUAGAACGACAGGGUUUUACGGAUCCAACUCCUAUACAGAGUCAGUCAUGGCCAGUCUUACUGCAGGGAUAUGACAUGAUUGGCAUUGCACAAACAGGCACUGGAAAGACAUUGGCCUUUCUUUUGCCAGCGUUGCUACACAUUGUUGCCCAGCCAACCCCUAGGAUGGAUCGUGUAGGGCCAACUUGCCUAGUUGUUGCACCUACUCGAGAAUUGGCUCAGCAGAUUGAAAAGGAGGUGUCCAAAUACCAGUAUGAAAAUAUAAAUUGUGUGUGUGUAUAUGGUCAGGGUGACAAACUUCAGCAGAUAAGGAAAAUUAAUGCCAAGGCAGAAAUUGUUGUUGCCACUCCAGGGAGAUUAAAUGAAUUUGCUGAGAAAGGUAUCAUUGAUCUAAGUGGUGUGUCCUACCUAGUCCUUGAUGAAGCAGAUCGCAUGUUAGACAUGGGAUUUGAACCACAAAUACGUAAGAUUGUGUUGGAUAUCCAACCUGAUAGACAAACUGUUCUGACAAGUGCAACAUGGCCCGAGGGCGUUCGAGACUUGGCCAGCAAGCUUUUGAGGACUCCCAUUCGUGUUGUUGUAGGGUCUUUGGAUCUACAGGCUGUGCACACAGUUACCCAAUCUGUAAUCAUGUGUAGUGAGAACGACAAGAGAGAUAAGUUGGUGGAGUUUAUCAACGGUUUGUCAAAAAAAGACAAAGCUAUCGUUUUCGUUGGGAGGAAAACCAUGGUGGAUUACCUCACUGUGGAGAUGAUGGAAGAAGGAUUGUAUGUUCAAAGUAUGCAUGGUGAUAGAGAUCAGCAUGACCGAGAGCAGGCACUGAACGACUUAAAAACUGGAAAAAUCAGAGUCCUCAUUGCUACUGAUGUUGCUGCACGAGGAAUUGACAUCACAGAUGUGACAAAUAUUUUGAACUAUGACUGUCCAAGAGACAUGGAGGAAUAUGUCCAUCGUGUUGGACGCACAGGCCGUGCUGGACGUAAAGGUAAAGCCUUUACGCUGGUCACACGAGAAGACUGGAGAAUUGCUGGCAAACUAGUGGAGAUUAUGGAGAAAUCCAACCAGGAGAUCCACCCUGAAUUAUACCGUAUGAAGGAGCGCUGGGAGGAGGCUAAAGCUGCAAAAGAAUUUCAAGGUCGAAGAGGUCGCUUUGGAAACAGAGGUGCAAGAAAUGAUAAAUGGGGUGUGUGAAUAUAAUACCCACAAGUAAAGGAUUGUGUUUAAAGGAAUUAAUAUUUGUUUUUUCCGAUGUGUGGCAGUCAUGUAAGGAACAACUUUAACUAUAUUUGAAUUACUAAAUCCUGUUUUGUAGCAACUAAGUGUUUUGUAAAAAAAAAAAAAAGGAAUAUGAUUUACAAAAAAUACUGAAUUAAAUAAGAGUAUUUACACUGUUGGUUUUCGUUUCUACAUAGUCUUAACUAAGUAGCUUCAGGAUAUUAUAUGUUUACUACAUUUGUAAUAAAUUGGCAAGGCUUUUAUUUCAUUAUUAUUUCUCUAUAGUACUACAUAGUUUAGAGGUCCUUACUUACUCAUUCCCUCAGUGUCAGACAUUAUACGUUUUUAUACAUAAAGUUGUUCGGGUUACUUCUAUUUUUCAUUCAUUUAGGGCCAAUUGUUAAUGUGACUUUCUGUUAGCUAAAAACUUUGGGACCAAGAGGCUUCCUUGAAGUGUAUAAUUGUGAAAAUUUCGAAAAAAAUUUAAAACUCCUAUUCAUCUGUCAGAGGACAUACAUUUUCAAUCUUACGUAUAAUAAAUCAAUAAUAAUAAAAGAAAUGCCGGUAAUUAUCAUAAGGUAUAAAAUAUUUUUUACUCUUAAUAUUGGGUUCCUGAAAACCCAUUGUUAAGUGAAAUGAUCGUUAAAUGGGGGAUAACGAGGAAUAAAAUCCUAAACAAGGGAUAAUGAGGAAUAAUAUCUGUUGAGAUGGCAUGUAAUUGUGUAUCUGACUCACCACCCAGUAUUACUCGGCGGGUUAGGCUGAACUGUGAUGUAUGUUAUUGUUCAACUCUUAAUUUCAGGUAAAUGUUUUUUUUAUACUGUUAUGUACACAUACAAUCCUUCAUACAGAAUGUGCAAAAUAAAAUCAUUAUCAUAAGGUCAAAAACAUAAAGGGAAUAAAAAUUUUUUAAGUUUGUAGGAGUUAGCACACAGCUGGGGAGGGGGGAGAAGUGUGGAGAUCUCUCAGCUGCUCACUGUGUUGUGUCCUGUGGGGAGUGAAAUGGUUGUCAAAUGGCAAUGCAGUAUUUUUUAUUUUAUUUUAUUUAUUAUUUUGAUUUAUUUAUUCCUCACAUUUACUGGUACAGGGGGUCCUCGUUAUAAGAGUACUGUAUUUACUAUCCGUGGUUUUUCAGUUACGUGGUCAACUUUUUGUGACUUAAAAAGUCCCUGCAUUUAAGAGGAUUCCUCUCAAAAACUCUGAAAACUCCAGAUAAAAUCUAAGGUAUUUUAGCUGAAGCAUUUGAAAUUUCAUCCUCUUCAUGGCGUCAUGCAUGCACCUACGUGCCUCCGUGUCAGUUUCCCACUUUGUUUCAUCCAGACCAGUGCUGUGUUGACCCCUGCCUUUGUUGUCUUUUCGUGCAUGUUGUGGUGAUUUAUUUUAGAAUUUUUGUAGCCAUGAGUUCCCAACCCAAAUAGGGUGGUGCAGAGCUCAAAAAGAAGCUUCCUAGUUACAGUAUAUGCGUAAAAUUAAAAGUGUUAAGGAAAAAGAGGCAUGAACGAGUGAUUGACAUCACUCGUGCCUUUCAUAUACCUGAAACAACCGUACUUUUGAAGAUAAGCAAAUAGAAAUAUUUUAUUGUUAAAAUUAUUUAUCUUUUAAACAUUAAGUAUAGUAUAUUGUCUCAGUAAACCAUUGGAAUGAGUGUGUGCCAGCAACGGUGGCUGCAGUUCACCGGGUCGCUGGCACAACCUACAUUGCCUCAACAUACCGACCCCAAUGAACCUUGGGGACAUUAAAUUACUUAUAAAUUUAAAUAAUUUAUUAAAAUAAUGUGUUAUCAAAUGUUUAACAAAUGUUUUUAAAGUAAAUAAUUGUUAGAAGAUAUCAUAAAAAUUUUUGAGUCAUGUACAAUGGCAUGGUCCCAAUUUAACUUAUUUCCAUUAUUUCUUAUUGGAUUAAUUCCUUGCUUUAAGUGCAUUCAUUAUCAGUGACGUUUUUCUGUUCCCAAUUAAUCGCUGAUAGCGAGGACCCCCCUACAAUAUACACAAGAUAGAGUUCAGCAGUGACCUCGAUUAAUCAGAUUUCAACGUACCACAAUUCGGUGUUUUCAUACUCUCUGAGGUGCUCGAGAUGCUCUGAACUGCCAGCAUCAUUCCAGAUGAUUUGUGUGUUUAUACAUGCGGUUGAACGUCUGUGAGUUAGUGUUGUGCAGCACGUGUCUCACUGUCUCGGACUCUGUCUCAGUCUGAGUCCUGCCUUCAUAUGUAUAGUAUCAGUGUGCCGCACCUUGCUACCAACACUCAUUUAUGUGAACUUUUUUGUGUAGAGUACGUAGUGUCUUUAACGGAGAUACUAGAGGGUUUUAAGAAAUGAGUAAAAAUUAUGUUAGUAUGUAUUUUAGGAAAUUAGUAAAAUAAAAAAUCUAAGUAAAUCUUAUAAAAUUAACAAAACUUGUUCAUUGAAUACUGUAAAGUGGUCUAAUCAGAUUUGCUGUAGGCCUACCAAGAAAUAAGACGCUGCAUAUAUAAGCAGACUGAGGGGGGUGCAUGGGGUUGGAUUAUUUAUUGAUUCAGUACAGUAUUAUAUUUUCGAAGGGUCAGCCUUUUAUGGUGUAUGGUUCAUUAUGAUUAAUAUAACAUCUUAAAUAAUAGAGAAAAAAAAGUUACUGUAUAUGUAAUUUGACUUAAAAAUAAAAGAGGGACAUAGCUGUACCAGGGGUAACUGCGAUGCUGUUUGAACACCUACUUAUAUUAUUUUUGCUUUCAUUAAUGCUGUUUAUAUGCUUUUGUUAUUGAUGUUUAUGUACCUACAAUUUUAAGUUUUAGUGUACAGUUAAAGCUACUUUUAGGGGUGAAUCUAGUGACCUCCACAGGCAGUUGCAUAGAGUUUACUGUACAUUUUAUGCCUGGUGCUCCAGAUUCCAGAAAAAACAUCUUAACCAGCAACCUCCAGGUCCUAAGCAUGUUGGAUAAAUACUCCUGUAACUGUAGGAUAAAUAGUCCUGUAACUGUAUAGUAAUUGUAUAUACAUUAUGUGUACUGUGUGUGUUUAAUGAUUACCUAUAGAAGGGUCACUUUUGGUUUAUGGAUACCCUCCAGGAACGGAACUCCUCUGCAACCAAGGAAGUGUCUUUGCCAUGGGGGAUAUGUUUGUUUACAUUGGGAGGAUCCAAUGUAAACAAACAUAUCCCCCAUCAUACUGUACUUC